AUGAAGGGAUCAUCAAGCAUUUUCGUGCAUAUGGCAUCAUUACUAGUUUUAUUACACAUAGUCCAAGCUGAUGAUGCUAUCAGUGCUCAUCCUGAUUUUCAUGUUAUUCUCCAACCGCCUUACUUCCGCAAUCAUACAAUUCCUAUUCUGAUGACAAACCGUAUGUCUGACAAGGUAGAAGUGCAAAUAAUUGAUAAGCUUAUUAAUAAAGCCGUUUUUGACGUUGAACCCCAUUAUCGAAUGCUUGAUCCUUACGGAUCUGAAUACUUCUAUCUUCGAAUUUAUGAUGACAGAGACUUCCGUCCACGCAGAUUCAUUGUUCAAUGGAAAUCUAUUCACUCAAACAUUAGCCGUCGCAAAAUAUUCCGUUUCAAAUAUCCAGGAAAUGUUCCAAGAAAAUUUCAGAUGAUUCCUCAUCACGGCUAA
This is a messenger RNA of Auanema sp. JU1783, 426 nucleotides long. Lineage: Eukaryota; Metazoa; Nematoda; Chromadorea; Rhabditida; Rhabditidae. The record is from the annotation of a GenBank genome assembly.